This is a messenger RNA of Hippocampus zosterae (dwarf seahorse), 3762 nucleotides long. It is a transcript of the gene pou3f2b, whose product is annotated as POU class 3 homeobox 2b. The coding region runs from base 299 to 1483 and encodes 394 amino acids. Gene Ontology annotation, molecular function: RNA polymerase II cis-regulatory region sequence-specific DNA binding; DNA-binding transcription factor activity, RNA polymerase II-specific. The record is from RefSeq and is a predicted model, not a curated record. The transcript has a single exon. Gene Ontology annotation, cellular component: nucleus. Gene Ontology annotation, biological process: brain development; regulation of transcription by RNA polymerase II. Lineage: Eukaryota; Metazoa; Chordata; Actinopteri; Syngnathiformes; Syngnathidae.
CACUGCCACUGCCGAAGCCGCCGCUCCGCGCCUCCACGCAGCACUCCGAGGCUCUCUUCCGCUCGGCUCCCUCUCGCACCCCGCUCACCAAAGAGAGGAGCGCGUUGCCGGCGGCCAAUCGGCGCGCCGUCGCCCUUAGCAACGACGUCCAUCAGCCUCGCCGGGCCAAUGAGCGCGCGGGGCGGGGCGGCGCGGAGUCGCAGGUGAGCCUCGGCGUCCACUCGGCAGAGCGCCUGGGAGGGAGCCGACUGGAAGCAGCGGGCGAGAGGAUGCGUGCGUCAAAUGCGAGCUGGUUCUAAUGCGAGCUGCCAGUCCGGCUCCGAGCGUCAUGGCGACCGCAGCGUCUAACCACUACAGCAUCCUCACGUCCAGCGCAUCCAUCGUGCACUCGGAGCCCGGCGGCAUGCAGCAAGCCGCGGCGUACCGGGACGCGCAGAGCCUGUUGCAGAGCGACUACCAACUGCAGGGCAACGGCCACGCGCUGAGCCACGCUCACCAGUGGAUCGCCGCGCUGUCCCACGGCGAGACGGCCCCGUGGUCGUCGGAGCAGGACAUCAAACCGGCGGUGCAGAGCGCCCGGGACGACAUGCACAACUCCGGCGGCAACCUGCAGCACCAAUCGCGGGCGCCGUCCCACCUGCCGGUGCACCAGGCGGCGCACGGGGGGAACCACCACGACGCCCGGGCGUGGAGGACCACCACGGCGGCGCACAUCCCCAGCAUGGCGACCACCAACGGCCAGGGCUUGAUCUACUCGCAGCCGAGCUUCGGCGUCAACGGGCUGAUCCCGGGGCCGGGCGGCGGCCAGGGGCUGCACCACCACAACCUUCGAGACCCUCACGAGGACCACCACAGCCCGCACCUGAGCGAGCACAGCCAUCCGACGUCUCAGCAGCAGCAGCAUCAGCACCAGCACGGCCCCAACCACCACGACCACUCGGACGAGGACACGCCGACCUCGGACGACUUGGAGCAGUUCGCCAAACAGUUCAAGCAGCGGAGGAUCAAGCUCGGCUUCACGCAGGCGGACGUGGGACUCGCCCUGGGGACCUUGUACGGGAAUGUGUUCUCCCAGACCACCAUUUGCAGGUUUGAGGCCCUGCAACUCAGCUUCAAAAACAUGUGCAAGCUGAAGCCUCUGUUGAACAAGUGGCUCGAGGAGGCCGACUCCACCUCGGGCAGCCCGACCAGUCUGGACAAAAUCGCCGCGCAGGGCAGGAAAAGAAAAAAACGGACCUCGAUCGAGGUCAGCGUCAAGGGGGCUUUGGAGAGCCAUUUUUUGAAGUGCCCAAAGCCCGCGGCCUCGGAAAUAAUCUCCCUGGCGGACAGUCUGCACUUGGAGAAAGAAGUGGUCAGGGUUUGGUUUUGUAACAGGAGACAGAAGGAGAAACGGAUGACGCCUCCCGGAGGAGCUCUGCCGGGGAGCGAGGACGUGUACGGGGACACGCCGCCCCACCACGGGGUCCAGACCCCCGUGCAAUGAGCCCGCUCCGACGGGACUUGGCCGAGAUUUUCACUUCUUAUCCCCCGCCACGCGGUUCUAUAUAAAUCACUGGACUAUAAAACGAUAGUGGGUGUUUUAUGUAUGAUGAAUAGCACUGAGUACGGUCCCCAAAUCUGCAGCGAGAACGAGAGGAGAAGGGGGGGGGGGGCGGGACGACCCCUCUCUCGUCUCUCUUCCAGAGCUCAUGGAACAUCAACGCGUGUUCUCUUCUGUUCUGAGGAUACCAGCCGAGCACUGUGAGUCCAUUCGACGCAGUUUCGAGGUGUAGCCCCCCCCCCCCCAUUGUGUCAUGGAAUUAUAGAACAGCAGAGGGAGGGGAGGGCACAAGGAUGCCGUUGUUUUCAACGCCAAACGCACGCGUCCGCUCUUCAACGGCAGAAUCUCUUCAACAACACUUUAUCCCCGUGUGUAAAAAAAACAUUACGAUUACAAAAAAAUACAAAAUAAUAACAAGGCAAAUGCGUUUUUAGUUGCGUUCGCCCCAUGCGGCAGAGAUGCUCGCUGCUUGAUUGGAUGCUGGGGGCCAUUAAAGAGUCGAGCUCAGGGUGAGCAUCUGUCAGCUUUGUAUUCAUUUUAUUGCGCCGAGACAGCAGGCCGUGCAGCUCCGAUAUUUAGGAUCUGAUCACCGAGGUCAGUCAGCGUUUCAUAAUUAAGAGAUUGAUGAUUAUAUUUGUGACUCCAACUCAUGGCCGUGGCUGUGAUGUGAUCAGCUAUCGCGAAGAAGAGGAUAAAGUCUUAUAAAUGAAUCAAACCACCCCGCCUUUAUUGUCCUUUAGACUCCCAGCUUCCAAAAAGAAAGGACGGACUCUUGAUUUCUACAAUAAUAACAUCAUUCGCAUCCGCUUUUGUAAAUAAUGUACUCUAAAUGGCAUGGUUCCAUCUUUUAUUUUGUUUUAUUUUAUUUUUCCACUGGGGCACUUUUUGAAAGAAUAUUCCAUAAAUAGAAUUUUUCAAAACCGGGUUCCUUCAUAAUCUACCUGCUGCCUUGUGUCCGUGUGUUAUUUAUCGCUCUCGCAUCCCCGAGUGCAUUUGCUCUAUUUUUUUUUACGUCAUGUAAAUUCCGUUUAUAUCGUUUCAGGAGUUUGAUUCUCUCGCACUAUACUGCUGAAAUGUGUGAAUUCAAUUACAAAUUCGCACGUAUGCUUUAUGAACUCAAUUUUAGAUGGAAAUACAUUCGUGUUUUUAAGAGUUCGCCUCAAAUCAAAGUCAGGGUGAGUUAAUAAAAAAAAAAACAGCAAAACUAAUCAGAACCGCUCAUUGGUUCCCAAGCAUAUUGUAGGCUCCGAAUACCCCCACCCACACACAAACAUCAGCAUUUGAUCAAAAGUGUUAUUAUUAUUAUUAUUAUUAUUAUUAUUAUUAUUAUUAUUAUUAUUAUUUUGUCGCUGAUAGUGUUGUGAUACACACGCCGGACUUGUGUGCGGGCAACGUGGGAUCGGUUCUCAGUCAGUGACGGUGUGAAUGUGGGAAUGAAUGUUCGUUUGUCUUUAUAUGUGCCCUGCGACUGAUUGGCGACCAGUUCAGGGUGUAGUCUGCCUUCCGCCCGAAGUCAGCUGGGAUAGGCUGCAGCAACUCCACGCGACCCUGUUCAGAAUAAGCGGUGAAAAUGGCUAGAUUAUUAUUAUUAUUAUUGUUAUUAUUAUUAUCAUCGCAGUAUUUUCGAGUUGUCUUCAUCUUCGCUCGUGUUUUUUUCAUCACUUGGAAGCCUUUUGUUUUAUAUUUGUAUUUGUCUGCUUUUGUAAUUUAUUCUCGAAUGGAUUUUGUGGAGGACAGUAUUUUAAUUUCCAUUUCCACAACUACAUGUAUAUACAUUUUUUUUUAUCCCGUAGGUGGCCUCUUAUUUUAUCCAAACAUUUCCACCAUCUCGAAGGGUUUGCUUUACUCCCCGGGAUAUUUUUUCCCCCGCCAGAAAGCAAGAGAAAACCUCGUUACAUUGAAAUGUUUCUUCAGUAGCUUUAAUCAAUCCUCAAGUCCAAAUUCACUGCAAGUUCAAGUUGUGAGAUCUGGAUCUGCUCUGAACCCACCAACGUUGUUUUUUACUUUUUCUUUUCCUGCGGUGAUAUGAUUUGUUUUUUGUUUGUUUGUUUUGUUGCGUUUAUGGUUCUUUGUUUGUUUAUCGGGGUUAUAUUAAGUCAUAUUCCCAGGAUGAACCUGGGGUUACCGAGGUGGUCAAUGUGUGGGUACUUCAUGACUUAUAUGAACAAACGGACUUGCACAUUUUUAAAUAACGGGGUUGAUAUUAAAGAGCUUUUUUCCAA